AUGAUUAACAGGGCUAUAGGAGUGCUGCGUGGUAAGAUUACCAAUGCCAUGGCCCACGCUCCCCCUCCCCCAAAACCCCACGCAGAAAUGAACGUGGUUGAGAUCGUUGAAUACAACAAGAUUCCCAGUAUGAUCUCGUAUGAUAGAUGGUGGUUGUUUACCUGGUUUGUAAUGGUACCAGUAACUAUUGCUACCGGUAUUAACGCCUGGAUUGUCGAGAAUGAGCAUCUUUCUCAUGGACCUCCUCCUUAUAUUCCUUAUGAUCAUCUUAUUCGGACGAGGCCAUACCCCUGGAAGGACGGUAAACGCUCUCUCUUCCACCACGAACAAUACAACCCCAUUCCUGGCGAGGGUUACUCCUGGCAGAAGAACGAAGAGGACGAUGAGUGA
Bolinopsis microptera is the source of this 390-nucleotide messenger RNA. Its product is annotated as cytochrome c oxidase subunit 6A1, mitochondrial-like. Lineage: Eukaryota; Metazoa; Ctenophora; Tentaculata; Lobata; Bolinopsidae. Gene Ontology annotation, cellular component: mitochondrial inner membrane. Gene Ontology annotation, molecular function: enzyme regulator activity. Bases 1 to 390 code for a protein of 129 amino acids. The transcript is spliced from 3 exons. The record is from RefSeq and is a predicted model, not a curated record. Gene Ontology annotation, biological process: mitochondrial electron transport, cytochrome c to oxygen.